AGCUGUGAGAUGACCUGCGGGCCAGCGGCAGCAGACACGCUGUCCGGUACGGCCCAGGCCGCGGGGACGUCCUCUGGGGUCCAAAGUUCCGUGUCGGGGAUAGGGCCAACUGACCACAAGUGGGAAGCUUUCCUGCACGAGUUCCCCAUAGCAGUCGGCGCCCUCGUGCCCUCCAAGGAGGACAUUGUUGCCGCUGGAUUCGGGGACCAGCGCACAUUCUACUUUAAGUGGAGGAGAAUUCAGCUGGAGAAGCGUGUGACACAUGUCUCCGAUUGCUGUGGCAGGCACAGGCCGACAGAGGAAAAGGUGAAAGCGGUGGUGGCCAAGGAAAAGUGGAGCACAAAUGUCCCCUCGGCGUCGGACGUUCUGCAGAUGUGGCUAUCGCCUUUGAAGGCGGCGAUAGAAGACAACGAGAACGUCCUCAAGUCAGUGGUGGAGCAACGAUGGAAGGGCCUUGACUUGAAGGAUUUCGGCGAACCCAAGGGCAAAGGCGUAAUUGCGACCAUGCCUUUCUUGAAAGGUGAUGUGGUGUGCGACUACCAUGGGACGCUAGUCUCAGAAUCGGAGGGGAGGAAGAGGAUGGAACGCAUACCAGAGGGCCAGAUGUGCUACUUGUUCUUCUUCAGGGGACAGCUGGGGGAAAAACUAUGUAUCGAUUCCCAGACGUUCCCCUGCAAGUGUCACCCUGGAAAGGACACUUUUGGAAGGCGGAUGAACCACUCCAGCAAGGUUUUCAAUGUGAAGCCUGUGGCCUUCCAGCUCAACCUUGCGGAUGGACCCAGAGACACAAUACUCUUCUUGGCCACCAAAGACAUACCUGUGAACUGCGAGCUGCUCUGGGACUAUGGAGUCAGACGGGCGUCCUUCCAGGGUGAAGGCAUGGAUCUGGCAUGGCUGGAUGAUUGAAGACUUUUGUGUGUGUGUGUGUGUGUGUGUGUGUGUGUGUGUGUGUGUGUGGUGUGUGUCACAACGGCAAUGACGGUGUUUCUUACAAGUGCACAGCAAGCAAGUGUGUUUUGUGGCAGUUUCUACCCACAAGCCAUCUCUCUGAUUAACAGCUGACUCCUGACCCACAGUGUCAGGCUCAGUUCUGGUCAAUAACACUGUAACACGGUCUCUACAGCAACUGUAUCAUUCCCACUCUCACAUCUCACUUAUUAUUUAUUCAUCAUUCUCAUUUUCUCAAAGUUCAUAUGUUCAUACUGUUCAUACUGUUCAUAUUGUAAUAUAAUAACAUAAUACUAUCUUAACCCAGUACCCUUGCACUACGCACAUUUAAAUAAUUGUAUUUCACUGCACUCAUGCAUCUAUCUUGUUUCUGUUUAGAGUGUGUAUAUAUUAGUGUGUAUAUAUUAGUGUGUAUAUAUUGUGUAUAUAUUAGUGUGUAUAUUUCUGUUUUGGUUGAUAUGUAUGUGUAAGCACAGUGUGAGCAAUGCUCCAAAGACAAAUUCCUCGUAUGUGUCCUCAUACCUGGCGAAUAAAGCUGAUUCUGAUGUAAGAUGAGCCAA
Molecule: messenger RNA, 1508 nt
Organism: Etheostoma spectabile (orangethroat darter)
Lineage: Eukaryota; Metazoa; Chordata; Actinopteri; Perciformes; Percidae
Exons: 4
Coding region: 10-906 (298 amino acids)
Biological process (GO): regulation of transcription by RNA polymerase II; regulation of DNA damage response, signal transduction by p53 class mediator
Cellular component (GO): nucleus; polytene chromosome
Molecular function (GO): protein binding; histone H4K20 methyltransferase activity; transcription regulator activity
Source: RefSeq, a predicted model, not a curated record